This is a messenger RNA of Pseudozyma flocculosa PF-1, 1074 nucleotides long. RefSeq lists its product as uncharacterized. Gene Ontology annotation, molecular function: nitronate monooxygenase activity. The coding region runs from base 1 to 1074 and encodes 357 amino acids. The transcript is spliced from 3 exons. Lineage: Eukaryota; Fungi; Basidiomycota; Ustilaginomycetes; Ustilaginales; Ustilaginaceae. The record is from RefSeq and is a predicted model, not a curated record.
AUGACCUCGCCUCAGAAGAUCAAGACCCCGCUCACUGAGCAGUUUGGCAUCACCCACCCCAUCAUCCUCGCCGGCAUGAACGUCGCCGCUGGACCCUCGCUCGCUGCUGCCGUCACCAACGGAGGCGGCCUUGGCGUCAUUGGAGGUGUCGGAUACACGCCCAAGUUCCUCAAGCAGCAGAUUGAGGAGCUCAAGGCCGAGCUCAAGGACAAGAACGCUCCCUUUGGCGUCGACCUUCUCCUGCCCAAGGUCGGCGACGGCGCUCGCAAGACCAACACCGACUACACCCAGGGCCAGCUGCCCCAGCUGAUCGACAUCAUCAUUGAGAGCGGCGCCAAGCUCUUUGUCUCGGCCGUCGGCGUGCCCCCCGUUGAUGUCGUCAAGAAGCUGCACAACGCCGGCAUCGUCGUCGCUGGCAUCAUUGGCCACCCCAAGCACGUGGGCAAGGUGCUCGACGCCGGCGUCGACAUGAUCAUCUACCAGGGCGGCGAGGGCGGCGGCCACACGGGCGACGUCCCGCUUUCGGUUCUGGCCCCGACCGUCGUCGACCUGACGCGCGGCCGCAAGUCGCCGCUGACGGGCAAGCCCAUCAUCACGGUGGCUGCCGGCGGCAUUUUCAACGGACGCGGCCUCGCUUCUGCGCUGUGCUACGGCAGCGACGGCGUGUGGGUGGGCACGCGCUUCGUUGCGUCGGUCGAGUCGGGCGCGCCCAAGGCGCACAAGGAGGCGGUGCUCAAGUCGACGCACGAGACCGACGUGCGGACCAUCAUCUUUACCGGUCGCCCGCUGCGCGUGUUUAAGACGCCGUACAUCAUGGAGUGGGAGUCGAAGCCCGACGAGAUCAAGAAGCUGACGGACCAGGGCAUCAUCCCCGUCUACCACGACCUGGACAACGACGACGAGGAGGGCACCAAGGAGGCGGGCGCCAGCAAGCGCUUCCUGCUGGGCAAGUGCGCCUCGGUCAUCAACGACAUCAAGCCGGCGCGUGAGAUUAUCGACGACAUGGUCAACGAGGCCUCGGCCGUGCUCCGCAACGGCAGCCAGCUCCUCGUCGGCCAGGGCGCCCGCCUCUGA